CAUUCACACACACUUGUAUAGACAUAAACUCACAAACACCCACACACUCAAAGGACACCGAUGCGAAGUAAGAUUUAGAGCAGAUCUGCAGUCACUCCUUCAGAGACCAACGGUCAGCAUGAAUCUCAAGCUGUGUCUGCUGCUCCUCUUUCUCUGUGCUGUCAUUAUUCCUGCACAGUUUCUUACCUCUCAACAGUUGAAGAAAGAGAAACAUGAGGAACGUGGAAAACAUGAUAAACACCAACCACGAGAUAAAGAAAGGAGGCCUGAUGAUAAACAUAAUGUAAGGAGAGGCAAACAAAGAUUGGCGCGCCUGAAGGCUGAGUUUGAAAGCUCAGAUUACUCUGAUGAUGACGACGAUGCAAACGAUUGGCUGUUUGAGCUUCAAGGUGUAAGAGGAAAAUGCAGUCCAAAUCCAUGCCUGAACGGUGGGGAGUGUGAAGAAAAGAGAGAUAAAUUCAUAUGCAAAUGCCCAAAGCAGUUUGUAGGUAGAAGAUGCCAUAGAGGGAAAAGGGUUUGUAACAUGGGAACCUGUGGGACAGGACUGUGUCUUCUGACCCCUACUCCUCCCUACUACAAGUGCAAGUGUAUUCCACCAUUUGCACCACCAAACUGCAGAUCAACUGCCCCAUGUAAUCCAAACCCUUGUCAGAAUAACGGCAGAUGUGUUGUAGACGAGGGUGAUUUUGAUUGCAUCUGUCCUGAUGGUUACAGUGGACAAUACUGUCAAGUAGGCCCUGAUGACUGCUAUGAGGGGGAUGGACAGUCAUACAGAGGGAAGGUGUCUGAGACAGAAAAUGGGGAUGAGUGUCUCGACUGGAACUCUGAGUUCAUUCUGGAUAAAGGAGUUUUUCCUUCAGUGGCAUUUGCAUCUACUGAAGGCUUGGGACCGCAUAACUUCUGCAGAAACCCUGAUGGAGAUAAGAAGCCAUGGUGCUUUAUAAAGAAGGACAAGAGACUUCGAUGGGAUCACUGUGAUGUCAGAAAAUGUCCCACAAUUGUGUCCACCACUGCUGAAGCUCGACCCACCACAGCUGCAUUCACAGACAGUAUUCCAUCAAAAGAUUUUCUUACCUGUGGUAAACCUCAGCCGAAAAAACAACUAAACCGGAUUUACGGGGGUCUUAAAGCUAUUCCUGGAGCCCAUCCAUGGCAAGUAACAGUACAGGUUAGGCCUAAAGGAUCCAUUGAAGAGUACAGACACAUCUGUGGAGGCACCCUCAUCAAGCCUUGUUGGGUGCUGACUGCUGCCCACUGUAUUGAUAAAAAGCAUGAUUACAGAGUUAUAUUGGGAGGACUAAAUUUGAUACAAAAGGAGCAAACAGAUCAGCCUGUGUUGGUUGAAGAAACUAUCAUCCAUGAGAAGUUCAAGGAAACCCCUGAUGUUGUCUACAAUGAUAUUGCUCUAUUAAAACUGAAAGCUACUAAUGGAGAAUGUGCUAAGGAAACUCAGUUUGUGAAGGCCGCCUGCUUGCCCAAAGAACCGUUUGCAGAUGGAACAGAAUGCAGAAUUUCUGGAUGGGGAGCCACAGAGUCGUCAGAGUAUGGGUCUGUGCAUUUGCUUGAUGCACAGGUUUUGCUGAUUUCUCAGGAGGCUUGUUCCAGCAAUAAAGUAUAUGGAUCUUUGCUGGAUGACGGCAUGUUUUGCGCUGGCUAUCUCAAGGGAGGAGUAGACUCCUGUCAGGGUGACUCUGGUGGGCCUUUAACCUGUGAGAGAAAUCAAACACACUAUAUCUACGGUAUAGUGAGCUGGGGAGACAAUUGUGGGGAGAAGAACAAGCCUGGUGUCUAUACCAGAGUCCUUAAAUAUUUGGAUUGGAUCAAUAAAAAAACAAGUGUCCCACAGUAGCAUGUCCAUGAAAUAUUAGCCAUGGCCACAGUGUUUUCUGUUGUGUACUCUGAUCUACCAGGAAAGUUUGAGAUAAUUCUUCUGAUGAAUUAAAACAUCUUGUGUCAUUGUGUUA
Molecule: messenger RNA, 1964 nt
Organism: Cyprinus carpio (common carp)
Lineage: Eukaryota; Metazoa; Chordata; Actinopteri; Cypriniformes; Cyprinidae
Product: hyaluronan-binding protein 2-like
Exons: 14
Coding region: 119-1849 (576 amino acids)
Biological process (GO): proteolysis
Molecular function (GO): serine-type endopeptidase activity; calcium ion binding
Source: RefSeq, a predicted model, not a curated record